CUCUUGGCCUCAUCACCAUAGGGCCUGUCUCUAAUCACAGGGCCUCUGCCUGUGGCCACAGCAGAGAAGCCACUGUCCUGUGAGCACCAGCAACUGACCACCAGCCCUAAACUAACAUCAGCCCCCUCGGGGGACCAGCUGCCAGACCUUAUUGGAACCCAGUUUGGGCUCUAGGGAGUCAUUUCAGCAGUGUCAACAUGUCCCGGCCCAGCAGCAGAGCCAUUUACAUGCAACGGAAGGAGUACUCGCAGAGCAUCUCCUUGGAGCCCACUCACCUGCAGUACAGGGUGGAGCACCUGAUGACCUGUAAGCUGGGGACUCAUGGAGUCCAGGAGCCCAAGGACGCCAUGCAAAAGCUGCAGGAGAUGGACACUCAGGGCCGGGUGUGGAGCCAGGACUUGCUCCUGCAGGUCAGAGAUGGCUGGCUCCAGCUGCUGGACAUCGAGUCAAAGGAGGAGCUGGACUCUUACCGCCUGGACAAUAUCCAGGCCAUGGAUGUAGUGCUCAACACCUGCUCCUACAACUCUGUCCUGUCCAUCACUGUGCGGGAGUCAGGCCUGCCAGGCACCAGCACUCUGCUCUUCCAGUGCCAGGAAGUAGGGGCAGAGCGAUUGAGGACAAGCCUGCAGAAGGCCUUGGAAGAGGAGCUGCAGCAAAGCAGACCCCAAUUUGGAGCCCUUCACCCAGGCCAGGACAGAUGGAGGGGGCCACCUCUGGAAAGGCCACUCCUUAAGGAGCAGGUCCCCCCUCUGGAGCACAGGCCAGCUCCAGAACAGCCCUACGGGAUGACCCCAGAGCACAGCGUACCGCCAUCCCCAAGGCCCUUGUUGCGCCACUCCAGCACCAGAGAACCCAGCGCCUCGGCUCUGCCUCCCCCAGCGCAGCCGCCAUCCCCUGAGGACCCAGAGCGGGAGGAGGAGGUACUGAACUAUGUCCUAAGGGACAUUGAGCUGUUUGUACAAAAGCUGAAGGAGGCCCAGGCAAAGUCCGGUCGUAAGAAGAAGAAACUGGGAAAGAAAAAGUACAAGUAUCCACGGGGGAUGACACAGGCACAGUACAUCGAUUGCUUCCAGAAGGUCAAGUACAGCAUCAACCUCCUGGGGAACCUGGCCAACAGGCUGCAGCAGACAACUGCCCCUGAGUUUGUGUACAUCCUCUUCCAAACUCUGGACUUUAUCCUGGCCCAGUGCCCUGAGCCUGGCCUAGCAGCCCAAGUGAUCUCACCCCUCCUUACCCCAAAAGCCAUCGACCUGCUGCAGUCCUGUCUUAGUCCACCUGACAGUAACCUCUGGAAGGGGCUGGGUGUGGCCUGGACCACCAGCCGGGCUGACUGGACAGGCUCUGAGCCCCCACCCUACCAACCCACAUUCUCUGAUGGUUGGCAACUUCCAGAAUCUUCCAGUCAGGCAUCCUUAAAAUACCAGGACUCUACUUCCCUCCGCCCUAGGUUAGGGAGCACCUCACGCUUUGCUCAAGAGGAGACAUACCACCAUGGCCCUCAGCCUGGGGACCCCAACCUCGUGCUCUCCAGCCCCAGACCUGUCAAGUCAGCCUUGAAAAUGCAAGUCCUAUAUGAGUUUGAAGCUAGGAACACGCAGGAACUGACUGUGGCCCAGGGAGAGGUGCUAGAGGUUCUGGACCAGAGCAAGCGGUGGUGGCUGGUGAAGAAGGAGACGGGGCAGAGCGGCUACAUUCCCAGCAACAUCCUGGAACCCCUAGAGUUGGGGGACCUGGGGAACCAGAGCUGGUCACCCCCUUGGGCUCCAAUGCUUCGACUUAGCUCAAGGCCGGAGGAGGUCAGGGCCUGGCUGAAGGCAGAGAACUUCUCCACUUUCACGGUAAGGACCCUCGGAUCCCUGAUGGGAAGCCAGCUGAUUCACAUGAGAGCCGGGGAGCUACAGAUGCUGUGUCCACAGGAGGCCCCACGAAUCCUGGCAAGGCUAGAGGCAGUCAGAAGGAUGCUGGGGGUGAGGACACCCUGCAGUCCUGACCCCCACUUGAAAUUCAGGGUGCUCCCAGGGUAAGAGUAAGAGCGCCAAGUGGACAAGCCAGCAGCCCAGCCCUGAGGAGGAAAUGAGCCCUUAGGAUUCAGACACCUCCAAGACCAAGGCCCUCUCACAAGCAAGACAGUGGAUCGGAUACUCUUCAGAGCCCUGAGAAUUCCUCUUUCAGGUUUCCAGUUUGCAGAGAACCCCACACCCCAGCUCACACAGUACAGGAUGAGCAAGCCCAGAGAUUGAGACAAAUGAUGCCUCUACUUGCUGUGUUGACAGCCCUCCUCAGCCCAACUAUUUAUUGUAUCUCUUUCCUAAACCAGGACCACUUAUGCCUAGAUUUGUUAGGACUCUUUUUGUCCCUCUCCUCCUUAAUAAAGCAUAUUCAAGCUUGUACGUCUCCCCACCA
This is a messenger RNA of Manis javanica (Malayan pangolin), 2403 nucleotides long. It is a transcript of the gene EPS8L3, whose product is annotated as EPS8 signaling adaptor L3. The record is from RefSeq and is a predicted model, not a curated record. Gene Ontology annotation, molecular function: actin binding. Gene Ontology annotation, cellular component: ruffle membrane; plasma membrane; vesicle. Gene Ontology annotation, biological process: positive regulation of ruffle assembly; regulation of Rho protein signal transduction; Rho protein signal transduction. Lineage: Eukaryota; Metazoa; Chordata; Mammalia; Pholidota; Manidae.